CUACCCAGGCACCCCUGAAAUUGGUUCUUAUGGGUUACUAUAACUGUUGAGCAUGUUCAGUUUUUCUUACCUUUAAAUAUAAAUAAGAGUUGUUAAAACAGUUGUAGUAAAGCUGCUGCUGCUCCCACCCUACCUGUUUUUUUUAAACUAAGGAGCUCUUCAGAGCAGUCUUCUCUUACAGGUUUGGAAGUAAAUGAUAGUGCCACCUGAAUCGUCUGUAAUCCUGAUCAAUCUCAAAACAUACCGAUUCAUCCAUAUUUGUUUUUCAUAGAUUUCACUUUUGAGUAGACCUUUAUAUCUGAAUAUUUCCACUCUUUUUUCCUCCCUACCAUAAUAAUCAUUUUAUAGUAUUACUCUUACUUUAUUUUAGAAAUUACUGUGUUCUCACGUGACAUGAUCUGGCAUGUCAUUAUAGUAAUGUGAAAAAGUAAGAUACCUUCCAUUUUCUCCUACAUAGGCAGGUCGUGGUUAUUUUGGGGGUAUAAUUGUAUAAUCAGAUUUUUGGGAUAUAAGGAUGUAAAACAAUUUGUCUAAACAAAGUCUGUUUUAAUGUGUUUUUAACACAAAUAUUUUUACAUCUAUUGCAAAUCAGACUUCUACUUUGUACUUCCAUCAUGAUCAGUAUUCUUUUUUGACAUUCUUCUGGAUAAGUUUAAUAAUUUUCUUCAUUGCUAGAUUUGCAUGUAACAAUGUGGAACAGAGUGGCAUCUCCAACAGGGAGAAAUCUUAUACAGAAGCAUAUUUUGAGGAAAGGUGGUAUUUGAAGGAAGAGGGAAAUAAGUUCCUAUUGCAUAACAUUUAUGUGCAUGGAAUUUAAGACGAGUUCACACUUCAAUUAAAAGUACAUUUCCUGUGUGUGUGUGUGUGUGUGUGUGUGUGUGUGAGAGAGAGAGAGAGAGAGAGAGAGAGAGAGAGAGAGAGAGAGAGAGAGUUUUCUCAUUUUAUUAUGUAAUGAAAAUGAGGGGAAAGUGAUUAUCUCAUUAGGGGGUAUAGGCGAGAUUGGUUAAUAUUCUUAAAUUAUAAAGUUUUUUUAGUCUUCAGUAGAUUUGUCAAAAUAUAGUGAUCAUUGUUGAAGACUUUGAUUUUUCACAAUGAUGACAGUAUUAAAGGAUUUCAUCUAAAACUUAGAAUUUAAAAAUAGUUUUUAGAUCAGUAUUUUCUAGCUGAUCUAUCAUAACUGACAUUAUUUGCUUCUGUCUCAUUUAAUGCCCUCCCAUAUCAGAAUCACACUUGGGGCUUUCCUAGGGCAUAUAUAAUCUUUGACUUCUAACUUAAGUCCUGUCAAAGAGGCAAGUUAUUUUGCUAAGGUUUGUUUCUAAUAAUGUUAUUCUCUUUUAAUUUCACUAAAUUAUUGUAUCUUCAUGUACUCUCUUCUGAGGUAUAAUCUUCCUACCAUCUCCACAAAUAAUUGCUCAUUCUUCAGUACCAGUUUUUACCAAUGGCUGUGGAACUCACUCUCUUUGCUUGUCUUCAUGUCAGAUUUGGACUGAGCAACAAAUUUGAAUCAGAAUUCCCUUCUUCGUUAACUGGAAAAGUAGCUCCUGAAGAAUUUAAAGCCAGCAUCAACAGAGUUAACAGUUGUCUUAAGAAGAACCUUCCUGUUAAUGUACGUUGGCUACUUUGUGGCUGCCUUUGUUGCUGCUGCACAUUAGGUUGCAGUAUGUGGCCAGUUAUUUGCCUCAGUAAAAGAACACGAAGAUCGAUUGAGAAGUUAUUAGAAUGGGAAAACAAUAGGUUAUACCACAAGCUGUGCUUGCACUGGAGACUGAGCAAAAGGAAAUGUGAAACGAAUAACAUGAUGGAAUAUGUCAUCCUCAUAGAAUUUUUACCAAAGACACCGAUUUUUCGACCAGAUUAGCAUUCACUUUAUUUAUAGAGACUUUCCAAGUAUGUUGUCUUUCCAAUGGUGCCUUGCUUGGUGCUCUCCUGGUGGUGACAUAACAUUGGUUCUACAGAAUCGUGUGGUGUUUUGUUUUUGUUUUUUUUUUUUUUUUCUGUUUUUGUUUUUUUAAAUAACCGCAUGUUCUAAGUGUGCAUUUUUGUCAAACUUUGCAACAGUUAUUUCAUACAGAUGUUUAAUACUUAAGUUAUUGUGCUCUUUUCUGUUAUGUAUUCUGAUUUUCAAGGAUUACUUUUUUGUAUUAUCAAAAAAAUACAUUUGAACUUAGCAUAAAAAGUGGCCAGCCUUUUUUAUUUUAUCACCAAGGUACACACACAGUCCUCUAUUUAUUAAUUCCAUAAUAUAGAAGAACACUUUUGUAAGCCUCUACUUAUCUAUUCCAAGCACACACUCUUUGUAUUAUUUUUCUUCCUUUUAAAAUUUAAAAUAGUUAUUGUUUUAAAAUAGUAAGUUUUCUUUAAUAGCUUUUUGGAAUCUAACAUAUCCUUUUCCAUACAAUUCCUAAUGCUCUGUUUACAGCAGAAAUAUCUGUUACGUUAUGAAGACCUAUCAACAAAUUUUGAAAGUGUUUCUGUCUUCAGAGGUAGUAAGGCAGUAUUAAAUUAUUUUUAAUAGAAUAGACAAAUAAUGAAUGGUAUGCAUGCACCUGAUGGUUACUAGAGCUCAGGAUCACAAAAUAUAGUAGCAUUACAAUCUGUGUAUAUUUUUGAUCAAGAUGAUAAUAAUGGCCUUACUUGCGUUAUUUUUUAUUGUUUAUCAAAUCUUCUAUAGAAAAGUAUGGAAAUACUCCUUUUAAAAAUUUCUAAGGAAAAUACUUCUCCCAAUCUAACAUAAUUGUAGAAUGGAUAUAUGUUUCUGAAAAGUUUUUGGAAGAAAGCAAAAGUUCUAGAAUUAAAAGUAAGCUGGUGUUUAAAUACCCCAUUGAUACUUAGAACAGAUUACUAUUGCUAAGAAACGGAGGACCUAUUUAGUACUGUUUUUAUCCACUAGUUUGCUUUCAGUCCAGUUAUGUAUACUUUUUUGACUGAGAAUGCGACAUGUAAGUUUGAAUCAGAUUAACAUAUUUCUUCUAAAUAUAUACAAAUAUACAUAUCCCCCCCCCCUUUUGGUUGUACAUAUCUCCAUGCAUUUUAAAACUUUCUAAAUUUCUGAAUGGCCUAUGUGUAAAUUUUUGUUUUUAUAAACCUGAAAUUAUACAAGUUUUAAUGUGUGUCAAGAACUUGUUCCAUUCAACUGUGGUAUCUAGCAAUAAUGUGAAUAACUUUUGAAAUUAUAUAAACUAUGCUUACUAAUUUGUAUUAAGAAUUGGUACCACUAUACAGUAUCUUUUCUCCUUGUAUUAAAUCUUUUAAAUACCAGUUUCUUUAAUUUAUAUACCUGUAUUUUUUAAAAGUAUUUCUCUGUACUUCUCCAGAGUACUGUAAUUGUAUAUAAAUUUGAAUAGUUGGAGUCUAGAAUCUUAUAUCCUAUAUCCUAUAUUGGACAUUAGGAACUAUCUUAAAAACUA
This is a messenger RNA of Herpailurus yagouaroundi (jaguarundi), 3407 nucleotides long. It is a transcript of the gene CHIC2, whose product is annotated as cysteine rich hydrophobic domain 2. Gene Ontology annotation, cellular component: Golgi-associated vesicle; plasma membrane. The record is from RefSeq and is a predicted model, not a curated record. Lineage: Eukaryota; Metazoa; Chordata; Mammalia; Carnivora; Felidae. The transcript has 6 exons. Bases 1439 to 1858 code for a protein of 139 amino acids.